AUGCCCAGCCAAGGCCCUCUCUCCGGGGGGCACCUCUCCCCCCUCCUCCCCUCCUCCCCCUCCACAUCUCCUCUCCUUUGCUUCAGUUUCUCUGCUCUCUGUAAUCUGGGGGCUCCGUGGGGGGUCUGCUCAGAUCCUCCGCAGCCUCCGACUCUGCAGAAAAACCCGGGCGCGUGCGUGGCGGGGGGCGGGUCGUGCGUGUCUACACAGAGGGACACGGAGGCUCGCGCCGGUGGAGACCCAGGAGCCGCACGAGCGCCCGGUGGAAGUUUGCGCUCCUCGGGCUCGACGAGACCCAACGGCUCCAGAGGUGACGCUCCCCGCAGGCCGGGACCAGACCGCGUCCAGACCGCGUCCAGACCGGGGGACCAGGAGACAUGUGCGCGUGACUGA
This is a messenger RNA of Knipowitschia caucasica, 393 nucleotides long. NCBI's taxonomy places the organism in Eukaryota, Metazoa, Chordata, Actinopteri, Gobiiformes, Gobiidae. The record is from the annotation of a GenBank genome assembly.